This is a messenger RNA of Lepisosteus oculatus (spotted gar), 1462 nucleotides long. RefSeq names its product ubiquitin-conjugating enzyme E2D 1b (gene ube2d1b). Gene Ontology annotation, cellular component: nucleus. Gene Ontology annotation, biological process: protein K48-linked ubiquitination. Lineage: Eukaryota; Metazoa; Chordata; Actinopteri; Semionotiformes; Lepisosteidae. The record is from RefSeq and is a predicted model, not a curated record. Gene Ontology annotation, molecular function: ubiquitin conjugating enzyme activity.
CUGAACAAAAAGCGGAAACAAAAGAAAUCAAAAAUCCUAAAACACACCCUUAGCGAGCGGCGGAGAGAAAUAGAAAGUAUCUGGUUGCUUUCUUCGGUAGGAAUUUAGAAACGUCACGGAGAAAACAGACGGUAAUUCGGUUUAGGUUACCAGACCCGGGUCGCUAUGGCUUUGAAAAGAAUACAGAAGGAGCUCCACGACUUGCAACGGGAUCCUCCCGCGCAGUGCUCGGCCGGGCCAGUUGGGGAUGACUUGUUUCACUGGCAAGCCACAAUAAUGGGACCCAGUGACAGCCCAUACCAAGGGGGUGUGUUCUUCCUCACAAUCCAUUUUCCCACGGACUACCCCUUUAAACCACCAAAGGUAGCAUUCACAACAAAAAUCUAUCACCCAAAUAUAAAUAGUAAUGGGAGCAUUUGCUUGGACAUUUUGAGAUCACAAUGGUCCCCUGCACUGACCGUAUCAAAAGUUUUAUUGUCCAUAUGUUCAUUGCUUUGUGACCCCAAUCCUGAUGACCCCCUAGUUCCAGAUAUAGCACACAUCUACAAGUCAGACAAAGAAAAAUACAACAGACUAGCAAGAGAAUGGACCCAGAAGUAUGCAAUGUAAAGACCUAACAGAAGAUUUUUAAGUCACAAAGCACUGUAAAUUCUAGAAUCUAAAAAAGUUAAAUUAGGUAAUAUUAUUGAACAUGAUGUACUGUUAACAUUUAUCAUUAAAACAAUUGCCAUUAACUAAUGGAGAAUUAGUAUUUUACAGGAAAAGACUCCUUCGCCACAAAUUACACAAAAAGGCUUAACAGAUUUUGUGCAUUGCAGACUUUUUUUUUUAAUUUAGCACUUCUGUUUUUCUUGGUCUAUAAAUCCCAUUAAAACUAAAUUGUAAUGCAGCUUUAUUGCUGUGGUCACCCAUGAGUUUAGGAAAAUAAAAGUUUCAUUAAAAACAUUUUUUUCUUUCUGUAGGUAAUUUCUAAUUUUUCUUUUAGAGAUUUUUAUUGUAUAGUAUAUAUGCUAUACUGAAUCUAUUUUUAUUAUUUUGCAUUAAAAGUGGAAAAAAAUAAAUCUGCAAUGUUGUGAAUUUGCUACUUUUGUCCACAUUGACACCUGCCAUAUUUUACAUUGUUCUUCCUCUACCUCUGUUGUGUCUUUGCACUUUUGAUUGCCACCAUAUUAUAUAACAGAUCUUCUAAUCGUUAUUUCAAUGCUAAAUGUUCAUGUGGAUGUAUGCUAUUUAAAAGCAAAACUGCGGCCUUUUGCAGAAAGUAUCUAAAGGCAGGUGGCAUUACAUACUUUUCUUCUAAAUAGAACAUAAGAAAUUGUUUUAAAGGCAGUUAAUUACCAUUGAACUCAGGUCUUAAGCUCAAUUCCUAUAGACCCAGUUUCUUCUGGGUUUUAUUCCACUUGAGCUCUCUUGCAUAGUUGCUGUAAUUACUGUAUUAAACUGCAUUAUUGUAAUUUCUUAC